Caenorhabditis sp. 36 PRJEB53466 is the source of this 1125-nucleotide messenger RNA. The record is from the annotation of a GenBank genome assembly. Lineage: Eukaryota; Metazoa; Nematoda; Chromadorea; Rhabditida; Rhabditidae.
AUGGCUGCCAGCUCAGUCACCGUCCGGCUUGUGGACAGCCACUUGUGGACGCAGUGGUACCCGUUCAUGGAGAUGAAAAUCACCCGUGAAGGCACAAACAUGAAGCCACGAAUGUCUUUCCAAGUUCAAGGGCUCGACCCUGACCGCCAAUACGAUGUUUACUUGGAGUUCUGCAGAGUGGAUGCGUACAGGCAAGUUUUUAAAAAAUUCCAGACUACCAAAGCGUUUCAGAUGGCAGUACUUUAAUCGAAAAUGGCAGCAAAACGGUCCAGCAGCUCCGCCAGAUCUCCCUCAGCACGUCCGUCCGAAUGGUGGUGUCCGAAGUGGGAAAGAGUGGAUGGCUGAGCCCAUAUCUUUCUGGAAAAUUCUUCUGGGCACAAGAACUUCGAUUCAAACUUCUGUUCUGGUACGCCCUUCAGUUGAAAGCAAUGAUUGACAAUAUAACUUUAAGGUGCCUCUUAUCGGAAAUCAUCACUACGCUCCCAUUCUCACCAUCGUCGAUGUAGAAUCAAGAAGAGAUGUUCGAAACAUGUGCUUCCUGAACGCAGCGUUUUUGGCGGUCUCUAACUAUUAUAACAUGCAGAUAGGCCAAUAUAAGGCCAAUUUAUACGCGGCUGAGGUUAGUUUGUACACCGAAAAACUUUACUACAUAUUCGGAGUUUCCAGACUCGAUUCCCUCUCAAAGGAGCGAAAAAUCAGUGCCAAUUGAUGAUGAAACCGGCCUAUGAUUACGUCAACCAAGGAUAUGUGAUUGAUUUGAAGGGAGUGAGGACCAUCGUAACAGAAGAGGAACAUCCAGCAGAAAUGAUCGAAAAAGUGCUCACCGAGCCUGGCCAAGAAGGGACUAUGCGUGCUUUCAAAAUACCGCCGACAAGCGGACGCACACGUUACGCUCGAGACGUUGCCCAAAUUCUGACUCGUCAGGACCUUCCAAUUGACGAAGCAACCGAUCGAUUCUCUCUCCUGGAGUAUGAUCAUGGCUAUCUCUUUGAGGGCGGUGAUAAGAGCUGGGUUGAUGCCGCAGUGAAGGAUAUGCUGAGCUUUCUGGGGCUUUCGUACGAAGACGUCAAGGACCGUGCCGAGGAAAUCGAAAACGAGCUGAACCGUCGUCGCGGUUUCAUUUAA